Suncus etruscus (white-toothed pygmy shrew) is the source of this 930-nucleotide messenger RNA. It is a transcript of the gene TMCO5A, whose product is annotated as transmembrane and coiled-coil domains 5A. The coding region runs from base 19 to 930 and encodes 303 amino acids. The transcript has 11 exons. The record is from RefSeq and is a predicted model, not a curated record. Lineage: Eukaryota; Metazoa; Chordata; Mammalia; Eulipotyphla; Soricidae.
UCUUUUAGGGAACCUACAAUGGAAGACUACAAGGAAGACCAACCAGAUGAGUCAGAAAAUGUUGAAAUAUCAAGACUGGCCCAGUCAAAGAAGAACAUUAAUAUUCUGAAUAUGGACCUGGAAAGGGAUUUGCAAAGAAUAGAUGAAGCAAAUCAAGAACUUCUGCUUGAACUCCAGGAGAAAGAAGAUGAGAUUCAGAGGCUGGAAAAUGAAAUCACUCAAUGCAGCAACUCUGCAGAGGAUAAAGAAUGGGAAAAGGAGAAUUCAACCACCAUGGAAAGGGAAAGAGCCUUGCAGGCACUGGAAGAAGAAACAGCUAGACUUGAAAGGAAGAAUCAGACACUGGCCCACAGUAUAGAAGAACUUCAAAGAAAGCUUACAAGAAAAUCACAAAAGGGAACCAAGUAUGAACAAGGCAACAAAAAAAGUACAGCAGGAGAGACACAGGCAAGGUUACAACAAUUGGAAAUUGCCUGUGCAGAACGAGAGAGGGAGUUAAGCAAGGUAAUGGAAGAUUAUGCAUUUGUGGCUCAGCUUUGUGAAGAUCAGUCCCUCUGCAUCAAGAAAUACCAGGAAACUUUGAAGAAAAUAGAAGAAGAACUAGAAACUCGGUUCCUUGAGAGAGAAGUAUCAAAAGUCUUAAGUAUAGAAACUUCAAGAAACAUACAAAAUAAAAGUGAAAUUAAUAAGAAUAAGUCUCUUCUAAAAAAGACAGCAUUGCUAUGUAUAAGAACUAUUCAAGGUUUUCUUUUCACUGCCCUCUUUUUCAUCAGAUUGCUUGGCUACUUGCUUUUCCACAUAUGUUUUGUAAACCCAGAUUUCCUUGUCAACGUACUACCCAAAAUACUGAACAGAGAAAUGUUGUGGAAGCUAAGAUGCUUCCUAUUUCCAUCUCUGACGCUUGAUACAGAAGACAUGUUACCUCACUAG